UUGUGUUUUGUGCGGAGUUUCUCGUAAAUUUGGAUACUCUCUGUGGAUUGGAUUAUCGUCGUGACAGCUUUUAUUUGAAGGCCACUUGGAAGUGAUUUAGGAAAAAUUGGAUGUCGAAGAUGCUGUAGAAGAUUGAGACCACGAUGAUCUUCGUUGUCUUCGCCGUCUUCGCUCUCUUCGCGUCGAAGGCUUCGGCGGAUUUGACUCCUGUCGUGGUAGCUUCUUCGCCCAACGGAGUCGCGUCGGCUUCUGCCCCCAACUCGAGAUGCGAGGAGAUAACCAUCCCCAUGUGUCGGGGGAUAGGGUACAACAUGACUUCAAUGCCCAACGAGUUGAAUCACGAUACUCAAGAAGAAGCCGGGCUAGAAGUGCACCAGUUUUGGCCCUUGGUGGAGAUCAGAUGCUCGCCGGACUUGAAGUUUUUCCUGUGUUCGAUGUACGCGCCCAUCUGUAUCGAGGACUACCACAAGCCCCUGCCCGCUUGUAGGAGUGUUUGUAUCAGAGCGAGAGACGGCUGUGCCCCUCUCAUGCAGCAGUACGGGUUUCAAUGGCCCGAAAGAAUGGCUUGUGAAAAGCUGCCUGUGCACAACAGUGACCCGGACAAUUUGUGUAUGGAGCAGAACAACAGAACUGACAUGACUCAGUACUCUGCCGUGACUCCACCUACAAAGCCCACCAAGAAACCUACGAGUGUUACAUCGCGCUGUAAACCCGGUAAAAAUGGAAAGUGCAGAGAGCCAAAUUCUCUCUACCCCAUUGGAGACUUUACUCACCCCAGUGGAAAAGAUUGUGCGUGCAGAUGUCGUCCUCCACUCAUCACAAUCGAGCGGGAAAACUUCCUCUACAACAGGAGUAUAUCCGUCGCCGGCGUAGACAACUGCGGUUUUCCAUGUAGAGGCGUUUUCUUCACCCAAGAAGAAAAGGAGUUCGCGACUAUUUGGAUUACGUUGUGGUCCGGACUGUGUGCGGUUUCUACUUUGAUGACACUUACUACGUUUCUGAUUGACACGGAGCGCUUCAAGUAUCCAGAGAGACCAAUAGUUUUCUUGUCUGCCUGCUACUUCAUGGUCAGCGUCGGUUACCUCAUCAGAGUCGCGUUAGGACACGAGGAAGUUGCUUGUGAAGGAAGGAUGAUUAGGUACAGUGCUUCAGGACCGAUACCUUGUACACUGGUCUUCCUCCUCAUUUACUAUUUCGGAAUGGCAUCCUCCAUAUGGUGGGUAGUGUUGUCUUUCACUUGGUUCUUGGCCGCCGGAUUAAAGUGGGGGAACGAAGCUAUCGCCGGGUACGCUCAAUAUUUUCAUCUAGCAGCCUGGUUGAUUCCCACAGUAAAGUCAGUCGGGGUGUUAGUGAUGGCUGCAGUCGACGGAGAUCCAGUAGCAGGGAUCUGUUACGUUGGUAACCAAAACGCUGAAAAUCUACGUAUAUUCGUACUUGUUCCACUUCUCGUCUAUCUGCUUCUCGGAACCUCAUUUCUUCUCGGAGGAUUCGUCUCGCUCUUCAGGAUCCGCAGUGUAAUCAAACAGCAAGGAGGGAUUGGAGGACGCAGCAAAGCCGACAAACUAGAGAAGUUAAUGAUCAGAAUUGGAAUAUUCAGUGUACUCUACACUCUCCCUGCGACAACAGUUAUUGGCUGCCAUUUCUACGAGUCUACUCUAUACACAGACUGGAUGACACCCCUCGUGUGUCCUUGCAAUGAAACUGUCCACCAUAGAACCCGCUUCCGUCCCCUCUACACGGUCCUGAUGCUCAAGUACUUCAUGGCGUUGGCUGUCGGGAUCACCUCUGGAGUGUGGAUCUGGUCGGGGAAGACCCUCGGCUCGUGGAGUAGACUCUGGAGGAGGCUGUUUGGUGGUGGCCACGGCCACGGCCAGGUCCUCAUCAACCCUGGAAAGCAGAGGGUGAUGAAGCAGCAGUAUCUAGUCCCUGUAGUUCCCGCUCCCAGCAGCACCCUACUGUCAGCGCCUCACGUGGCUCCUGGCAGCAUCCCCACGUCGGGCAGUCUUCACCACCACAUGAUCAAACAGGCCCAGCAAGCGCCGCUCACCCACGUAUGACAGAAAGCGCACUCCGAGACUCCUGACUCGGCGCCUGCUCUCAGCAACUACGGACCCAUAUAGCUAUGGGCCGGACAGGUCACUAGGUUGUAAGUACGUACUUUAGUGCUGCUCUCGUUUUAGAUUGGAUAACAGACAUGACUCUGUUGUGAGGUAUCAGGGAAGUUUUCUUAUCUUUAUUUCACUUUGAAUUAUAAGUAAUACCAAUAUAAGAUGUUUGCAAAAGGUUUCACGUAAUGUACCAUAUCUUAAUUUUCAGUGUACUAAAUGUGGUACCACCCAAGCUUUAGAUAUUUAAUUCAGUGAUGUAAAACUAUUUAACACAAGUUCAUUUUAGGCCAAUGAAUGUUCUCAUCAGGCAUAAUAUAGCGUUAAAUUAGUUUCAAUACUUGUGAAGGUAACAUUUUUUUUGCAAUUGAAUUGUAGACUAAGAUAAACGACUAUGAAAUGUCAAAUACCCCGCACAAAACUAUCCUUCAUCCAAUUACGAUUGCAUAAUCUAUUUAACAAAAUUCGUGGUAUGAGCUAUUUAUGGAAGACAUCUUUCCACUACAGCCAUAGUUUUCUAUCCCUCGCAUGACUGGGAAUGACCGUGACUGGCACGAGAAAUACAAACACGUCGAGUGCGUGAGGCAGAGAGCAGAGAGAUUGUGAAGAGCUCUUCGACUGACCUCACAAUGCGAGACCCGCCUCUUAUCACGACCUUGUUGAUUGUAACCAGUUUGUCAGUCUCGCUAGUCAUCCACAACCCACCUGGACAAACACUUGACGUUGCUUUCUGAAAGCGCAGCUGUCAAACGUGGGUCGCUGGUUUUCAGAAUUGUAGGACAUUUGAAUGAGGGAUGGCGGUUUGUACGAUUAAUGUUUACAUUUCAACUUUGUUCCGAAAGUGUUAAAGAACAUUUUGAAAAUCACUGCUAAACGUUAUUUGCUAUCGUUUGAGUAUUUGAAAUACAACCAAGUGGAAUCUUUGAAUUUCAAUAUGAAGCACUUGUGUCAAUUUAAACCGUUUAAGUCACAUCACAUUCUUUAAUAAAAAAAUGCAUUUUAUAGUUAAUCACCUGAUUUUAAAAGAUGUGAAGAAUUAACCAGCUUGGUUAGUGAAACCUAACAGUCUUGAUGUUGAAAAUUUUUACGGCCAUAAACACAUUACAAGUAGUCUUUAUCUCGAAUCUUCUUUAACUCCAAGUAACACAGAAGUUUGAUAGUACAGCUUUACAGUUAGAUAUACUGUAUUUUAAAUACGUAGAAAACGGAAAGCUGUAUUUAAAAUUUGGAUCUGAAUACAAAUUAUGAAUUUUCCGUGGUAGCAUUUGCAAAGUCACAACCGAGGGCAAAGUAACCUAGAGUAACUCUAUCCCCAUAUGCCAAGUACAAGCUUCAUCCGAAUCCAAUUGAAAAGAUUAUUGAAUUCGCUUUCACCGUGACCUGCACCCGGUUGACAAAUUUGCGCAUAAACUCGACAAAUUCCCUCCAAAACUCGACAAUCCGAUUGGCUGCGGCUAAUAAGCGUUGUCGCAGUGGAAUGCAAUUACCGUGGAUCAUCCGCAUAUUGAUCUGCUAGCGUGCUUCCCUCUCGUCCUCUGGUAAUUUACGAGGGUUUCAGCCUCUCGCAUUAAUAUUAACCUUCGAUGCCUUUAGUUCGCAUCGGGCAGAUCUCCUUUGGGAAUUUAUGUUUUUUUGCGAAGGAUCCUUCAUUAAUGCCACUGUUUUACGAUGUAUUCAACUUCAGUUUUCUAGGUAGGGCCUUCGUCAUUUAGAGAUGGACUUCACUAAUUUGAAUAGCAUGCGAACGUAGUUUUUUUAACGUACCUUUAGACAGUGGUGUGGUUCAUAUCCUUCUGUUUUUAAAGUAAGUAAUACUCACUGCUUCAUAGUUUUCAACAUUCCCCUGUUGGUAAGGACUCACGAUCGUAUGUCCCCAAUCCCCAAUGUUAAAUAUGUAGGAAUUGCUAUUGUUUGUAGAACUACAAUCAAUAACCCUCUACUCAUUACUCUUUACCACUCGACGAUUUGAUCGCGAAACCCUUUUUGAUAAAACUGGGGCGAACGAAAUAGGUCGGUAAUCCACAAUUUCCUUUGCAGCGACGGGAGCAAACGCGGAUCUGAAAUCAAAUAACGCAGUAUGGAGGACUGAUUUCAUUUCACGUUCGCAACGCUCGUUCGGAUUGCGCAAACUUCUACAAAUUACUCUCUGUUUAUUGAAUUCCCUUUCUUUGACUGUACGCAACAGUAAUUCACUUGCAAAUCGUCUUUUUAACCUUUGUACCACUCUGUGUUUGACUUUGCAGACGCUUUUGAAACCUUUCGUCUGCCACUUGGUUUUAUUUGCACUCAAACAAUAUUGUUUAACAAGAUCUUAUCGUAUUUGAUAUUUAACGUUUUUGGUUGAGCGGUUGUUAAAAGUAGAACUUAAUUGGAAUGUAUCUGAGUUUGGUUUGUUUUUACGUUAUAUACGUGGUAUUAUGUUGCAAUCAGACACUAUGAUGCUAUAAAAUCAUUGUUUUAAUGUUUAAAAUCAAUUCAAACUUGCUUCAAGAUAAUAACAAAUACACACAAUUUAUUCAACCAUCUAUAAAUACUGAUUGCCUCAUACCCCGGCCAUGCGAGGGAUUUCAGUAAGCUGUGAUUGAAAAUAAAUUAUAAAAAGGCAAUCAGUCCGUCCGAUGACCACCAGUAUCAUUGUAAAACAAUCCAUCAUUUAUCUGGGAUUAAUUCGUGUUCGGAUGAUACCUACAGGUGGUUUAUCUUGUUUGUUUUUCAUAGUAUGACAUUACUUAUUAUUUUUUAAUAAGGUUUUGAUUAAUUUCAAGUGCUUGUUUAUUAUUAAGUAGUAGUUUGUUGAUUAGGCUUACACGAGAGCAGCAAAUAUUAAAGUAUGAAUUACACUGAACUCAAGCAAUACUGAAAAUCAGUCUACCAUAAGGGUAGACGUUUUCGUUUAUUCGUAGAAGACUAUUUUUUAAUGUGAACCGAUAUACGUAACAAAGUGAUGCACAAUGUGUGGACUUAUUUUGUAGGUAAGCUUUACAGAAGGAAUUACUGCCAGCAGUGAAACAAUAAUUUAUACCUUUAUUGUAAAUAUGUAUAGUCUGUAAAUAUGUGUAUUUAUAUUAAUGUACAGAGUGUAUAUGUUUGUAUCUAAGCUUACUGUCGCGUACGGCUAAGUUAUCGUAAUAUAUGUCGUUUAGAGUUAGAAGAGAGAGGAGUACCCCAGGUUGAACUUUUAGGACUACUUUUCUUUAGAUGGUUUAUUAGCGAAUUUCCCUAUAGGGAAGUAGCUAUUACCGUAGGUCUCAUGGUAAGACUUAGGCCCGG
Molecule: messenger RNA, 5375 nt
Organism: Macrosteles quadrilineatus (aster leafhopper)
Lineage: Eukaryota; Metazoa; Arthropoda; Insecta; Hemiptera; Cicadellidae
Gene: fz2
Product: frizzled-2
Exons: 3
Coding region: 144-2057 (637 amino acids)
Biological process (GO): non-canonical Wnt signaling pathway; canonical Wnt signaling pathway
Cellular component (GO): plasma membrane
Molecular function (GO): Wnt-protein binding; Wnt receptor activity
Source: RefSeq, a predicted model, not a curated record